Messenger RNA from Fraxinus pennsylvanica, 2511 nucleotides. The record is from the annotation of a GenBank genome assembly. NCBI's taxonomy places the organism in Eukaryota, Viridiplantae, Streptophyta, Magnoliopsida, Lamiales, Oleaceae.
AUGCACAGUACGAAGAGUGGCUUACCGUUUGGUCGGGGGAACUUUACUACGGGGAGAAGUUAUGUUCCAUGGAAGCCGGUCAGAAAUUGGUGGUCUACGCCGGAUGUGAACCCGCAGAAGCUCCAGAUCGAUGGUUUCCAUUCUUCAAAAUCUUUCCUUUCACUCUUACGCGUUGUGAAGUCUAAGCAAAGACUCUCUCAAUUCUUGAUUUGUUUGCAUUCUAUUGAAUUUUUGAGAUAUAGGAAAAAGGUUCAGGAUAAGUUUGAAGAACUACGGCUUCUUGCAGUAUUGAGUGAUAUAGAGAUGAACAUUUCUGCUCUGUUGACUUCUUCUGGUAUCAAUACUGCAGUGUGUGUGGUGCUGUUUUCCGUGUAUUCCAUUUUAAGAAAACAACCAAGCCUAGUGAGUGUGUACUUCGGGCAAAAACUUUCUCAGGUGAGGUCAAAACGCAAUGAUCCACUUUGGUUUCAGAGAUUUAUUCCUUCUGCUAGUUGGAUAGUAAAAUCAUGGGAAGCAUCAGAGGAAGAAUUAUUUGCCACUGGGGGUCUGGACGCUGUUGUCUUUCUCCGGGCGGUUGUGUUCAGUGUCCGAGUAUUCUCAGUUGCUGCUGUUAUGUGCUUGUUUCUUGUGCUUCCACUUAAUUAUUUUGGGAAAGAGAUGGAGCAUAAACAUAUUCGAGAUGAGCAGUUGAGCGUGUUCACCAUUGAGAAUGUCAAGGAAGGGUCAAGAUGGCUUUGGGCUCACUGUCUUGCAUUAUAUGUCAUAUCUUCCUGUGCUUGUAUUCUUCUUUACUUCGAAUACAAAAGCAUCACAAAAAUGAGAUUGGCAUAUAUUACAGCAUCUCAUUCCCAACCAAGUCACUUUACUGUACUUGUUCGUGCCAUACCAUGGUCUCGAGAAGAAUCGUACAGUGUCAGGGUUGCUAAAUUCUUUACAGAUUACUACUCAUCAAGCUAUUUGUUGCAUCAAAUGAUUUAUCAGUCCGGUACAGUGCAGAAAUUGAUGACAGAUGCCAAGAAGAUUUGCAAUAUGCUCAAGUCCAACACCACGGAACAACAUUAUGGAUCUCGAUUGUUAAGAUGUGGCUUUUGUGGAGGAACUUCAACAUCUUUUAAGAUCCUUUCUCCUGAGCCUGAAAAUGUUAGGACUACAAGCUGCCCUGACAGUCCAGAUUUGGGGAAGAAGGAGUGCGGAGCUGCUUUGGUUUUUUUCAGGACUCGUUAUGCUGCUUUGGUUGCUUCAGAGGCACUUCAACAACCUAAUCCAAUGUCAUGGGUGACAGACUUGGCUCCGGAACCAAGCGAUAUCUAUUGGUCAAACCUAUAUGUACCAUAUCGAAUCUUUUGGAUCCGUAAGAUUGCCAUACUUGUGGCCUUUAUUCUGUUCGUGACUUUCUUCCUUAUCCCUGUGGUGUUCACGCAAAGUCUUGUUCAUCUCGAUAAGCUGGUGAAAGUAUUUCCCUUUAUGAAGGGCAUUACAGAGAGGAAAUUUAUGAAACAACUAAUAUCUGGAUAUCUACCAAGCGUAAUACUCAUGAUCUUUUUGUCCAUUGUCCCACCAAUUAUGAUGGUCUUUUCAACAUUGGAGGGCUCAAUAUCUCGUAGUGGCAGGAAAAGAAGUUCAUGCAUUAAAGUCCUCUACUUUAUAAUUUGGAACGUAUUCUUUGCUAAUAUUUUAACGGAUGCAGCUAUUGACCAUUAUCAAGAUUCAAUCAUGAAAUUGGGAGAUCCAAAAACCAUACCUAACCAGCUUGCCAAAGCAGUACCAUCAACGGCUACCUUCUUUGUAACUUAUGUUCUCACAUCAGGCUGGGCUAGCUUGUCCUGUGAAUUGAUUCAGCCAUUUCCUCUUCUUUGCAACUCAUUUUAUAGAUUUAUUCUUAGAAACAAGGAUGAUACAAGUUAUGGAUCUUGUACCUUUCCAUACCACACAGAAGUUCCAAGAGUCCUCCUCUUCGGACUUUUGGGUUUCACUUGUUCAGUGUUGGCUCCUUUGAUAUUGCCCUUCUUGCUGGUUUACUUUUUCCUUGCCUAUCUGGUGUACCGUAAUCAGAUACUUGAUGUAUAUGUCACAAGAUAUCAGAGUGGGGGACUAUAUUGGCCUAUCAUACACAAUACAACAAUAUUUUCAUUGGUACUGACACAAAUAAUAGCAUUGGGAGUUUUUGGAAUAAAACAUUCGCCGAUUGCAUCAAGUUUCACCAUUCCACUGAUUAUAUGCACACUCCUGUUCAACGAGUAUUGCAGGCAACGGUUUCACCCGGUAUUUAAGAAGACGCCUGCAAAGACAAUUAUUGAUAUGGAUCGGGAAGAUGAACACUAUGGAAGGAUGGAAGAGAUUCAUCAUAAACUGCUAUCUGCUUAUUGCCAAAUCAAAUCAGAAUCAAGGAGUUCGGCUAAAUCUUUUGAACUGAAUUGCACCGAGAUUGAAGCGAAUGUCAGAGAAACUGGGGACAUCAGCAGGCUUGAAGAUCCAGAGGCUCCAGGAAACGCAUCUGCUCGACUUCCUUGA